Molecule: messenger RNA, 1952 nt
Organism: Ooceraea biroi (clonal raider ant)
Lineage: Eukaryota; Metazoa; Arthropoda; Insecta; Hymenoptera; Formicidae
Product: glucose-fructose oxidoreductase domain-containing protein 1
Molecular function (GO): nucleotide binding
Source: RefSeq, a predicted model, not a curated record
AUUCGGCGUGAUUGAAAGGUAUUGAAGGGAGCGAGCUCCAUAGAGCGAAGUCGUGAUCGCUGCGAUUCUCUCUCUCUCUUUUUUAUCUUAAAUCGUUUAUCGUUUUCGUGAAAUGGAAAGAGAAAAGUCUCAAAAAAUCUCAACUCGUUUCUCUCUCUUUCUCUCUGAGCUGUAUUUAAUUUGUUCUCAAAUCACGUAAACAAUACGUGGCGCGUUAGUCAAUCGUUUGCUCUUCAAAAAGAACAUUUGUUUAACAACGCUCAUUCGGCGCAGAGUGUUUACUCAUGCGCGAACGGCCUCGGUCGUGCGACUGGCGGCCUGUCACCAUUUGCCGUCAUAAACAAAUUCGCUGGUGUGCGACGUGCAUCGUUCGACUCCGAUUUCAAAAUGGGAAAACAUCGCGGCUGAGCGCACGCAAGCGAGAUUUGAAGUAACUUAUCCGUUAAGUCCGCUGCGGAAAAAGAGGAAUAUCCGAAUAUCGCCGCACAUUCAAGAUGACAUUACCGGGAAUCGGCGUGUUUGGCACGGGGAGCAUCGUCAGGAUCAUCAUACCUUUCCUGCGAGAGAAAGGCUUCAGGAUUGAGGCUAUAUGGGGCCGCACGCUGGCGGAGGUCUCGCAAGUGGCGAGCGAUCUUGAGAUACCGUUUCACACCAGUCGCAUAGAUGAUGUUCUCUUGAGGAAGGACGUAGAUCUGAUCUUUAUAAUGUGCUCACCGAGCCUACACUCGCAGAUCGCUGUCAAAGCCCUGGGCAUAGGGAAGCACGUCGUGUGCGACAAGCCUGCUGGCUUGAGCCAGAGCGAAGCGUUGAAAAUGGUACGGGCUGCGCAGUAUUACCCCUCGCUGAUCAGCAUAGUCAAUCACAGCUUGAGGUUCCUGCCAGCCUUCGUGCACAUGAAGAAGGCUCUGGAGGACGGUUACCUAGGCGGAUUCGUGACAGUUAUCGAAAUCAGAAUUCACAUGGGAAGCUUGUUGCACGAUGGAUAUGACUGGCUGUGCGAUGACACCAUGGGCGGCGGGAUCCUGGCAUUGGUGGGCAGUCACGUCAUAGACUUGAUCUUUCACUUGAUGGGCCAGCGGGCGUCGAGGGUGCACGCGGUCGUGAGAACGUUCACGCAAACGACCAAGCACAUCAACGGCAUCAGGCACGUCACGUCGCCGGAUUUCUGCAGCUUUCAGAUGGAGCUGAGCGGCGGUACUCUGGUAACGGCCACGCUGAGUAAUCACUUGCAGGGACAGCUUUCCCAGGAGGUGUUGAUAUGCGGCGGCGGCAAUCACCUGAUCGUGCGCGGCGGAGACCUCUACGGAUGCCGCAACGGCGAGGAAGCGGUCCUGUACCGCGACACGGACGACCUGCAGGGGAUAUCGUUACCGAUCGCGGACUCCAUUCCCAGGCCGUACAUCAAGGGACUUCGGAAAAUGAUCGCGGCGUUGCGGGAGGCCUUCCAAUCCGUCGAGGACAAGAGAGGCUGGGUCAAGGAGCCGGUAUUCUCCGCGUCCACGUUCGAGGACGGCCUGUACGUGCAGGCAGUCAUCGACGCGCUGCGACAGAGUAACAAACGGCGCGAAUGGGCCAAAGUCAACAUCCUCACGGAAGAGCCGGACCCGAAUCCUCUAUUGAGCGCUGCUGUCAGGGCUACGGCUAUCUCAAUAUGAAGAUCCAUCUCGAAAAUCGAUCGUUUCUUACGAGGAUCUACAGUAUAUUCUAUGGGAAUGAUACAUCGAUGAACUAACCGCGGAAAGUAUUUCUGGCAGCUGAUUUUUAUUAUGUAUCACUCAUUUUUAUUCGCUUUUAAUUUACGAUUACUAAUUAUGAUAUCGCGAUAAUGACGUUAAUGUAUCAUAAAUUAACUUUACUACUAUCGUGUGUGUACAUACAUAUUGUAUAUAAAGUACUCGUAUUUAUAAACUGGUUGUGCUUAAAGUACGCUAAAUACAUGAACUAAAAUAUUU